GAGAGAGAGAUUAUCUGGAAGAGGAGAGAGGAAGUAGUGGCCAGAGAGAAGGCUGAGGAGCUGGAGCGGCAGAAGCUCGCUGACUACAUUGUGUGGAGAAAAAGAGAGGACUUCCAAGAGAAGCGCACAGACAGAGAAAAAGGAAUCAAAAGUGUAGCGAAUGGCAAAGAGCCAGAAGUAAUCUGGAAGAGGAGGGAUGAGGAGGAGUCCAGGGAGCAGGCACAGGCGAUUCAGAGAGGCCAUGAGAUAGUGUGGAGGAAGAGAGAGAGGGAGUGAAGAGAGGGAGAGCUUUGGAACAUGGUGACUACCUGUCACUGCAAAGUAGUCAUACACCAUGAUGUCUCUUUCUAAUCUUUAGCCAUUCUGGGCAUCAUUGCACUCUGCAAGUUCAAAAUCAACCAAUCGGUGCUGUGCAUUGUUUGUUGCUAGGUGUUGCCAGUGUGCGGCGCUCUGUGAGAGCUCCUCGUUGGCUGAUAAUAGGAUUUUUAUGAGCCUGUGACGAGCAGGAAGGAGCUGCCAAGAGGAGUCUUCACAAAUGCAUCUGCGCACAUGCCAACACACACACGUAAUCCUAGUGCAUGAAGACUUCAGCCCUCAGUGUGAGCGCUGAGAGACAAUCACUUGUGUCGAUUCUCUAUGGUGCUGGUAACAGCUGGAAAAGUCUCUCUUUGAGAGCAUUUGAAAUCAAAUAUUUCACAGAUAUAGUUUUACCAACAGAACUCAGAGAUGAGCAUUCUAUGGAGCUAAGAUCGUGCCAUCAACCUUCAAGAUCAGGACCAGCCUCGCUGACUGAACUGUUGACAACAUGUUCAGAGCUGUUGCACUAACAUCUCUGCUUCUGUAUUGUACCAUUAACUGGGGCAGCCUACUUUCACCUUCAGUAACUGUUCUUCUGUUGUGGACACAAAAUUCUGUGGUCGCCCCUUUGGCUGCUGGUUAAUGAGCAGAGGAGUCGUAACCAGACAGAUGGAUGAGUCUCUUGCUCUCAGCGCCAAAAACAGAUGGCAAGGCAUCUUUCUCGAGAAAAACUUUUAAAACAGAAGCAAAACUUCUUAAAUGAGUAGCUGCACAGUGGAUUCUCAUGAAUGCAAAAACUGACACUGCACAUUCAUAAUGGAGCUUGUCCCAAAAACCAAGUACACCCACUUUCGCAGUGAAUCUCUGAGCUCCACCGAUGAAACCAACUCUAACCCAUCGCCGUUUCCCGCCUGCAGCCCGACCACACCUCUCACCCCCUCUCCAGGCCUGCCCUCGUCCCUGUCCUCCUCCUCUCUCACGCCCAUGCUCCCCCCGGCCUCCCCACGCCAAGCCGAGAACAGUCCCACCACAUUGUGCUCCUUCUUCCCCAGGAUGGCCUCUCUGCGCCUGGGAGUCUCUGCCACUCUACUCCCAGGUCUCAGGGCCAUGGGCAGGCCGCAGAACCUCCCUCCAGCACCUGUUGAGUCUGUGGGAGAGGAGAGGAGCAGCCCGGGCUCCUCCUCCUCCCCUCCUCCUCACCUCUCUGUCCCAGUACUAACCGCCCCCUCUCCCCCUCCUCGCCCCCCUCUGCAGGACAUGAACCGGCUGGGAGUGGCGUCCAGGCGGGCCCGCGUGGAAGGGGGGCAGCUGGGGGGAGAUGAGUGGACGCGCCAUGGCUCCUUUGUCAACAAGCCCACCCGCGGCUGGCUCCACUCCGACAAUGUGGUCAGCACCUCCGGCGUCUCCUACAGUGUACGGUACAUGGGCUGUGUGGAGGUGCUUCAGUCCAUGCGGGCCUUAGACUUCAACACCAGAACGCAGGUCACCAGGGAGGCCAUCUCUGUGGUGUGUGAAGCCGUUCCAGGAGCCAAAGGAGCCCAGCGCAGGAGAAAGCCUUCUUCUCGUUGCCUAUCGUCCAUCCUUGGCAAGAGUAACCUGCAGUUUGCUGGCAUGACAAUCAGCCUCACCAUCUCGACCAGCAGCCUCAACCUGCUGGCCUCAGACUGCAAACAGAUAAUCGCCAAUCAUCACAUGCAGUCCAUCUCCUUCGCCUCUGGAGGAGACCCCGAUACAGCUGAAUACGUAGCAUAUGUGGCCAAAGACCCCGUCAACCAGCGAGCGUGCCACAUCCUGGAGUGCUCUGAGGGCUUAGCUCAGGAGGUCAUCAGCACCAUCGGUCAGGCUUUCGAACUGCGCUUCAAACAAUACCUGAAGAAUCCACCCAAAUUAGUCACUCCACACGACAGGAUGGCCCCAUUCGAUGGUUCAGCCUGGGAGGAGGAGGAUGAAGAGCCUCCUCCUCCUCCUCCUGAUGUCCCGUACUACAAUAACUUCCCCGGGAAACAGCCGCCCCCUGGUGGACUGAUCGAUAUGAGGACGCGCCCCGGGGCCACUCUGCCGUAUGGACAGCCAGGUCAGACUGACAUUCACAAACAGCCGCUCCCUCCUCUACCAGUGGGUGCCAAAGAAGGUGGACUUUUCGAUGAUCCUUCGUAUGUGAAUGUGGAUAAACCUCGUGCUCCCGCUGCGUCCAAUGGAAACGCACACAGAGAUGCUUUUGACAUGAAACCGUUUGAUGACGCUUUGGGAGUCUCUGGGUAUCCGAGUGCCUCUACAGCAGCGCCCCCUCUGGUGGAGCAGCUGCAGUGCGAGACGUGGUUCCACGGCAGUAUGAGUCGCAGAGAGGCCGAGCGGCUGCUGACCAGAGAUGGGGACUUCUUGGUGAGAGAGUCCGGGACCACUCCGGGCCAGUACGUCCUGACGGGGCAGCAGGGGGGGCAGCCCAAGCACCUGCUGCUGGUGGACCCCGAGGGAGUGGUGCGCACCAAAGACCACCGGUUUGAAAGUGUGAGUCACCUGAUCAGUUACCACAUGGAUAACAGACUGCCCAUUGUAUCAGCUGGGAGUGAAGUGUGUCUGCAGCAGCCAGUGGAGCGCAGAACCUGAUGCACCAAAAACAUCACCAAAAAUAAAUAAAUCUCCACAAACAGUGCAUCUACACCUGCUCUGGUGUCCAUAGCAACACUACGCUAGAACUCAUCUCCACUCCGCACUGCAAAAAAAUGCCAAAAGAAAAAGAAUUCACUCUCUGCUGCUGCUUUGACAUAUCCAUUUGUUUAAAAAGCCAAACUCUGUCCACCAUUCCACCAACUGUGACCACACCAGCCCUGAACGUGUGGGCGCAACGCUGCAACUCCAUCAGCCAACUGUGAAGCAGAGGGGGACACCUUUGCAAUGUUCACAAUUGAGCAGAAAACAAGGAAAUGAAUGCAAAUCUGGAGUGUACGAGGAGAAAUUGUGCAAAGAUUUUCUAGGAUUAAGAAAAGGACCUGACGUAAGAGUGCUUUAUGGGAGAAACGCUCUCCUCAGACUGUUGCUGUGGGUAAUCGGUAAACAACGGUUAUUUAAAGAGACUGUUUGGGACUGGUGAAUAUGUAUCAGCGAGUUUCUUCCAAUUUAAUCAGGAGUGCCCUCUACUGUUGAACUUUGACCCUGGAGUAAACCUGGUGUAGAGCCUAACCUGUAUGCAAAGUGGAGAGUGCUAUGCCAAUAAGCAUCAUUAUUAUUAUUUCUUGAAACAUUUUACUUUUGGGAGGAUCUGUACUAAUUUACUCAAUAUAGACUUGAGAAACAGCACUUGCAUCAAAAAAAAUAUAUAUACUUGCUUAAUGAAGUUCCCAUGGUAAUUCCCGGUAUAAAGCAAGAGCUAAACGGUUGCUAAUGUGUCUUCAUUGGGUUUCAGAUUGAGUGGUUAAAAAUCCUCAAAACGGCGCCCAAAUAGGAAGCAGAAACCCAUAUAUUGGUCCUAUCUUCAAAAAUAGCGUUUCAAUUUAUUUGUCCACAAACAAACAUUUAAAUUGACAUUUUAUUGUGCGUAUGUUUGCAUUGACAAUCUUUGGGUUAAAUCGUUUGAGGAUUAUUUGUACAAACAUGGAGCGAUUCAUGUAAAAUGGCAUAGAUUUUUUUUAAAGUCAAAGCAAUGUGUAUUUGUAAGUCUAAGCAAUUGAAAUUCCUCUGCAAAAACAGUGACAACGACUAUGCCAUAGCAACGGUUUACUCUGUAUCAUGGUGUUUUGUGAAAUGAGGGAUUGUUUAGCUUUAGACGUUAUGAAUGAAUGUGGCUUGGCUUAAUUAACAUAAGUGUUUGUGGAGAACUGCUAAUGACAAGACUCAAAGCCAAAUGUUGUUCCUCUGUGUGCUGUUUUCACAAAGUGUUGCAAUGGGGAGUAUAUGUGCUCACUGUAGCCUCUCCUCCUCUCUUCAUUGUAAAAAGUAUUAUCUAGACAGAUCAAAUGACCUGAAUUGACAAUGUUUUAUUUUGAUUUGAGUAGAAUGUAAUUAUCAUCCCAAAGAUUUGUUCUUACUUCAAGCAAAAAUAGUGUUUUAAAUGUAUUACUUUUCUUAUUUCAACUGCAAAUAGUGACUUUUAUUAAGUGCACCAAGUUAUAAUUAUAAUUUAAAUACAAUUAUUCUUAUUCCACUUCACAGAAAACUUCAAUAAGUCAAAUCCACUCAAAUCAAGAUACAUUAAUUCAAGUGUGUUUAAUUAACUUGCCCAGAUAUUACUUUUUGCAGUGUUUUUAUGUUUCAUGUUGUUUUUAUAACCUUUUUAAUUGUGCCUUGUUUCUUCAAUGCAGUCACUCCGAUGCAGUCACCUUGUGUACUUAACCCAAAUGUAGUUCACUGCAGGAGACUCUCUCAGUAAAAACCACAACGCAAAAACUUCAAAAUCUUCAAAACCAGUCCGUGAUGGCAAUCUCACACAGUGCACGUCCUGCAUUCAGCAUACAGCCACAGAUACUUGAUGUCACCGUUGGAGGGAUAUUUCUGAGAUAAUUUGUAAAUAGCAUUUUUGGUUGUUGAGCUUUGUAUUUGCGCUGGACACUUCAUUUUACACUUGUGUAUUAUAAAUCAGAGCUAGUCGCCACAGCAUAUAAGGUGGCUCUUGAAGUUCACCUAAAGACAUGCUAUGUAAUUUUCAGGUGGGGUUCAUUUGCUUGUCGCCAUGGAGAUGUUAUUGCUUUGCCUGGAAUUAUGGCAUUAAAUCUAUCUUGCAUUUAUUCAGUUCAAAGCGUUCAGGUGUUCAAUCUCACUCUUCACAGAUAUGACCUGUAACUUUGCCAACUGGCAUCAUUUUCUAUGGAUAAAGGCAAAGCAAUAACAUCUCUAUGGAGACAAGAGGGUGGCAGAUCUUCCACCAGAAAAGUUACACAGUGCACCUUUAAAUGUCAAAGUGUGUGAGACAAGUGGAUACAAUCUUGACAAGGGAUUUUUUGACCAUCGAGAAGCUUUCAGGGCCGGAGUGGGAUCAUGUGUAAAACCGACAUCAACACUUUGAUAUCAGAGGGUCAGCUGGGUCAGCCACACACAGACUAUGCAGUGGGGAAGGGACAAAAUCUCGUGCCACAAGAUUUUACAAGAAAAUGAGUGGCCUAAAGUGUGAACUGAACUUACUGUAAAUUAUGUCAAAAUCUUUUCUUGUCUUGAUUGUCUCGUCCCAUUCCUACUAUGCAGUAAAUAUUGUUUAAUAAAAAAAUAUCAGAAGUUAGGACUGCUCAGUUAUAGUAAAAAAAAAAAUCUAAAUUAUGAUUAUUUGAGUCAGAAUUUAAAUCAUAUUUUUUAAACUCUUGAGUAUAUUGUCAAAUUUAAACCAAAAAAGGAAGAAUAUACUUUAUAUAUUUUUUAGAUAUUCAUGUUUAAAAGCCUCUGUAGAUUAGCAAAGUGACUUUACUCCUAGAACAAUCACCCAUAUCAUUCAAAACAUUUCUUCUGUUUACACGUUUAUAGUCGAAUGGUUCAAUAAUUGUGAAAUUCAUAAACAGUAUGAUUAGUAAUUGAGCAGCCCUAUCAGAAGUUCUACACUGCUUUUACGGUCAGUUUGUGGUUGAGAUGUUAAAAUGGACCCACCUGCCUCUGCUCCAUCUGUGACUAUGGCGUUCGUGUUGUUUCACAGUUGCCUUUGUUGCAUGAAACUUUUUGGACGUUCUUGCUCUUGUUGUUAAUGUGGGUGGUGGUAUUGUUGAUAAUGCUGUUGUAAUUUUAAUUGUUUGAAAGCCAAAGGUUACUUUCAACUCGUGUGCACAGAUCUUGAUUUUUACUUUAUAUGUUUUAAUACUUUCGGGGAGAAAUGUGUCUGUAUCUGAAAAUAGAUUGCAUAUAUAAAUACAUUGUAUCAUCAA
Messenger RNA from Boleophthalmus pectinirostris (great blue-spotted mudskipper), 6137 nucleotides. RefSeq names its product SHC (Src homology 2 domain containing) transforming protein 1 (gene shc1). The coding region runs from base 1114 to 2904 and encodes 596 amino acids. The record is from RefSeq and is a predicted model, not a curated record. Gene Ontology annotation, cellular component: plasma membrane. Lineage: Eukaryota; Metazoa; Chordata; Actinopteri; Gobiiformes; Gobiidae. Gene Ontology annotation, biological process: cell surface receptor protein tyrosine kinase signaling pathway; intracellular signal transduction. Gene Ontology annotation, molecular function: receptor tyrosine kinase binding. The transcript has 12 exons.